AUGUUCGCAAAGACUGGGCUCCUUCUGCUGACGGCGGCGGCGGGCGUCGUGGGCGACUUCAUGGUCUAUACAGAGCCGCCAAUCCCAACGUCGGCCAUCCCAACCUUCGCGAACCCAUCCGAUGCCUCGAGCUGGACAACCUCCGUCUUCCUCAACGCGCAGAUAGCUUACGGCCGCUUCACAGGCUCACUCGGCGAGCCCUACCAAUCCUCCCUCACAUCCGCCCGCUCCGAAAUCGACGCCUUCGUCCGAACUGCCACAAAUUACAGCAUCCCCGCCGAGGUCACCAUGGCUGACGAGACGCCCACAUACUUCUCAAGGCCAGAUUGGUACACAGCCCUGCCCAGUGCGGCCAGGUCCUUCAAGGAACAGCAGGUCAGCGACCAGUUCAGCAUCGUGAGGAGCGUCAUUGCCGCGAGGGCUCCUACUUCCACGACGGGCUCUGAGGGAGCCGCCAUGCCCACUGCACUUGCUGGACAGUGGCUUCCGGCUGAGUUUGGCGUCAUGGCGGCUGCGGCUGCGGCUGCCUUUUUGUGA
Molecule: messenger RNA, 537 nt
Organism: Alternaria arborescens
Lineage: Eukaryota; Fungi; Ascomycota; Dothideomycetes; Pleosporales; Pleosporaceae
Exons: 3
Coding region: 1-537 (178 amino acids)
Source: RefSeq, a predicted model, not a curated record